Messenger RNA from Zingiber officinale, 4358 nucleotides. Its product is annotated as probably inactive leucine-rich repeat receptor-like protein kinase IMK2. Gene Ontology annotation, biological process: protein phosphorylation. Gene Ontology annotation, molecular function: protein kinase activity; protein binding; ATP binding. The record is from RefSeq and is a predicted model, not a curated record. The transcript has 2 exons. Lineage: Eukaryota; Viridiplantae; Streptophyta; Magnoliopsida; Zingiberales; Zingiberaceae. The coding region runs from base 1363 to 4122 and encodes 919 amino acids.
GUAAACGAGCAAGGCCAAAUGAGUAAUUCGAGGUUAAGAGACAAACAGACAGUACAUUCCUUGACCGUUGUCCUCGCCGAGCGGGAGACGUGUCCGUCUGGAUGAGAGGCAACCCUCCGACAACGAGAAAGCUAAGUAAAGGGAGAUUGCUCGGUGCAACACAAUUGAGAGGGCGUGUCUCGGCCGAAUGACCACCAGUUGACCUACUGCGGGACCCAUUCAUAUAUUUCCUCGUACUCUUUUAGACGUUUGCACCACUGAUAACAGAACAUAUUUCACAGACAAAUCGUACAGUAGAAGCUUUCAAAUUAUUACAUUAGAGAUAUGUAUGUUCACUUAAGGAAAGAUAUUAAGGAUACUUUUUUAUUUGUCUUUUAAUAGGACAGUUGAAAAAAUACAUGCAUAGUUUGAGAUACGUGCACAGACAUUACAGUGACAUUAUAAAGAGGUUUCUAUCUACAGGAAGAGGUAUGUGCAACUUCAUUAUUCUGCAUGCUCUUUUGCCACAGAGUUCCUACUGUUUUCUACAUUGCCGGAGACUGACUUGAACAUUGGAGGAUUUAACGCCGGGAACCCUUUUCCAGGCCCGACAUUGAUAUUUUUGUAUUGUAGGACCACGUGAAGUUUUCACCACGUCAAAUCUCUAACCACAUCCCUUAUUUUUCGUCUUCUCCGCCUUUGGAUAGGAACAACUCUAAUAAACAUAUAUUAUAAACGAGUAAGUUCAAAUUUGAACCACUAUUUUAUUUGACUUAGCUCGGUUACCUUGUCCCAAAAACUUGACUGGUUUACUGGGACUAGAUUUAAUUGAAAAGUAAAAUAAUAUUUUACUAGAUCUCAGAAAUGUUUCCACUGAUCUGGUUGAUGAGAAUAGAAACUUCAACCUCCCAAGAAGAAAAAAGAUCCAUGAAAGAGUUUCGAUCAAAACUCUAUUGACUUGGAACAUCUCACCGCACUCUAAAAUAAUUAGUUUACAGGCUUCAAAUGGUAUAUCUUUAUUCAUCAAAAUGAUAAUGCAAAAAAAAAAAAAGAAGAAGGAAUUGUCUAAUCUUCUGCUGCUAACAAUUAACAAUUUAACAUCCCAUGGAACUAUGCAAGCAAGCAAACAAACAAACAAAGUCAAUCCUGUGCCCUCAUUCCUAACACACAGUCACUGAGUCACAUUGUUGUUUGACUUGAAACUAGUGCAGAUGAACCAUCAGAUCACUUCAAUUGGUGUUGUUUGACUUGAAUUAUUCGUGCAGUAUCAAAAAUAAAUUUUAAAUUUAUUUAAUUAUUUAAAAAAAUGUAUAAGGCUGGUUGAUUAUUGUCAGAGGACUCCUUCGUAGCACACUAUUGUGCCAAAGAAAGUACCUCGAGAGGAUGGAAAAUAACCGUUGGAGCGGUCCUCACGCUGCUCGAUGGAUUGUGGUCUCUUCUCGCAGUCUCCACUCUCCUCAGGCAAAGGCAAAACAAAGAAAGAAGGAGAAGAAGCACGAACUAGCCGUUGCUUCAGGCACCAGGAGGAAAGCAAUUGCUUAUUGCUUCUCUGACACUCGCCAUUACUUUCUCUCUCCUUCACUCGAUGAUGCACCCACAGUAUUUACUUGCUCUCCCCGAGACAAAAGCGAACCCAACCGAGAUUCUUCGCCCUUCGUCUCAAUCCUCUUCCUCGAGCUCGGUCUAGAGUCGUCGCCGGUAGCCAUGGGAUGGAGCAAGCAAUGCAACAACUUGCUGCUGCUGCUGAUUGUGUUCUUCUUAGCAUGCUUUAGUGGCAGCAGCACGUACACUGCUUCUGCUUCGUGGGAUGGGGUGGUGAUCUCCGAGGCGGACUUGCAGGGCUUGCAGGCAGUCAAGCGGGCGUUCUCCGACCCGCGCGGGGUCCUCCGGAGCUGGAAUGGCACCGGGCUCGGCGCCUGCUCCGGCGCUUGGAUCGGCGUGAAGUGCGUCCAAGGCAAGGUGGUGGCGCUCCAGCUCCCCUGGCGCGGCCUCGCCGGACAGCUGUCCGAGAAGGUCGGCCAGCUCUCCGCCCUGCGGAAGCUCAGCCUCCACGACAACGCCAUCGACGGACAGGUCCCCCCUGCCCUCGGCUUCCUCCGCGAACUCCGCGGGCUGUACCUCUUCAACAACCGCUUCUCCGGUGGCGUCCCGCCCUCCCUCGCCGCCUGCCGCUUGCUCCAAGCACUCGACCUCAGCAACAACCUCCUCACCGGAGCCAUCCCUUCGUUAGCCAACUCUUCCAACCUCAUCAGGCUCAAUCUUAGCUUUAAUAGCCUCUCCGGUUCGAUCCCCACUUCUCUCGCCCGACUGCCUUCUCUUUCCUUCCUCCAUCUCCACCAGAACAACCUCUCCGGUCCGAUCCCUGACACCUGGGGAAGCUCUGUCGCCAAUGACUCGUACCAGCUUCAAAGUUUAAAUCUUGCCCAAAACUCCCUCUCCGGCAGCAUUCCGACCUCCCUCUCCAGAUUGCCGAUGCUAAAGGAGCUCGAUUUCAGUAACAAUCAGCUUAAUGGAAGCCUCCCUGCUUCACUCUGUAACUUGCCUUCGCUGGUUGAGCUGAAUCUUCAAGGUAAUCAGCUCGAGAGUCCGAUCCCAGAAGCAAUCGAUGGCCUUAGGAACCUCUCAUUCCUUUCCAUCAAAAGAAAUCAUUUUUACGGCGAAAUCCCUGCGACAAUCGGGAACAUCUCCGGCCUAUCUUGGCUGGACUUGUCGGACAACAAUCUCACCGGAGCAAUUCCGAGCUCAAUCGAGAAGCUCACCAACCUCACUUUCUUUAAUGUUUCGAAUAAUCAUCUCUCCGGGCCAGUGCCGCUUCUCCUUUCCGACAAGUUCAAUUCGAGCUCCUUCGCCGGAAACAUCCAACUAUGUGAUUACGCCAACUCUGUUCCAUGUCUUUCUCCUCCUCCGUCUUAUCCCCCUCCUCCGUCAUCCCCUUCGAAGCAUCGACGAAGACUUAGCUCUACAGCAAUAAUACUCUUAGCGGUGGGGGUCCUCCUUGCUCUGUCGCUUCUGCUCUUCUGCAUUCUGCUCUUCUGCUUGACGAGAAGAAAAACUGCGACGAGCAGCAAGCAGAGCACUACGGCUACUGGAGAGGAGGCGGCUGGCUCCGGCGAGAAGUCCAGGCCUUCAGCUGGCGCUGAGGCCGAAUCUGGCGGUGAUGUCGGAGGAAAGCUGGUCCAUUUCGACGGCCCGCUGGUCUUCGCGGCCGACGACCUCCUCUGCGCCACGGCGGAGAUCAUGGGGAAGAGCACUUACGGGACAGUCUACAAGGCGACACUGGAGGACGGAAGCCAAGUUGCAGUGAAGAGGCUGAGGGAGAAGAUUGCCAAGAGCCAGAAAGAAUUCGAGACCGAGGUGAAUGUGAUCGGAAGGAUUCGGCACCCGAAUCUUUUGCCUCUGAGAGCUUACUACUUGGGGCCUAAAGGAGAGAAGCUCCUGGUCUUCGAUUUCAUGUCCAAGGGCAGCCUUGCUUCCUUUCUACAUGCUCGCAGCCCUGACACGCCGGUGGAUUGGUGUACGAGGAUGCAGAUAGCCAUGGGGAUCACCCGCGGCCUGCGGCAUCUCCACGUCGACCUCAGCAUGAUCCACGGCAAUCUCACGAGCAGCAACGUGUUGUUGGACGAGCACGCGAACGCCAAGAUAGGCGACUUCGGGCUCUCCCGUCUCAUGACCGGCGCCGCCAACUCCACCGUGAUCGCCACUGCCAGCGCGCUCGGGUACCGAGCGCCGGAGCUAUCAAAGCUGAAGAAGGCCAACACGAAGACCGACGUGUACAGCCUCGGAGUCAUCCUGCUCGAGCUCUUGACCGGGAAGUCCCCCGCCGACACGACCAACGGCAUGGACCUGCCGCAGUGGGUGGCUUCGAUAGUGAAGGAGGAAUGGACGAACGAGGUGUUUGAUCUGGAGCUGAUGAAAGAAGCGACGACGACCGGGACGAGCACCGGAGACGAGCUGCUCAACACGCUCAAACUCGCGUUGCAUUGCGUAGACCCGUCGCCGGUUGCCCGGCCGGAGACGGACCAAGUGCUGCAGCAGUUGGAGGAGAUCAAGCCGGAAGCUGCCGCCGCCGCUUCUUUGGAUUCUUCUCCCAAGCAUCUAGGCGCCGCCGGCGGCACAGCUAGUGAAGCAGCAACAAAGCCUUGAUUAGCUAGCUAGCUAGCCAUGGAGGAGAUCUCACGACAGCAACAGCAAUCGAAUGUUUGUAGAUAAUGCUUCUUGUUAGAGUCAGACUUGCAGCUUUUUUCCAAAAGUUAAUUCUUGUUAUUCUUUUCCCUUGCUUAAUUUAUUAUCAUAAGAUAAUUGUAGGAUUGGUUCUGUUGCUAUCUUUGAAUUUUGAUCAAUUCAAAUUUGCCAGGAACAACAAUGCAUUUCUUCCUUCA